This is a messenger RNA of Funneliformis mosseae, 181 nucleotides long. The record is from the annotation of a GenBank genome assembly. NCBI's taxonomy places the organism in Eukaryota, Fungi, Glomeromycota, Glomeromycetes, Glomerales, Glomeraceae.
AUGAGAGCUACUAAAUCUAAACUUGAUUCUAAAACUGGUGAAAAUUCUUUAACUAAGUCUACAAUAGUUUUGAAAUUUAGCAUGAUUAUUGAAGAUGUUGAUUUAAAGAAUAUAACUAUCAAAGAUAUCGAUUCAAAAGAAGUGUUUAAGCCAAAAAUCAUAAGUUUAGAAAAAAGAAUAG